CAUUUUGAAACGCAUUUGGUCAAAAAAGUUGAGCUCGCACUAGGGGAGGAACAGUUUAAUCUAAUUAAAGCCUCUUUCCUUGGUCCUAUUAUUGAACUAGCAAAAAGAAGUGGAGUUAAUUUUUCGGGGAAGAUUUUCCACUUCUUGAUGCAGCGAAGGUUGCUUUUAAAGGAGAAGAAUCUCUGGUUCACAUUUGACUCCCAGCCAAUGCGAUUCUCAGAGAGAGAAUUCUUGCUUACCACAGGUAUAUCUAAAUUAGUUUUGUUUUGUGUUCAGUGUGACCUGAUUGAUAGUGAAAUGCUUCGAAAAGGCAAAGCUCCAUCAAAAGCUCCAUAUUUCUGGACUCAGAAAGAGCAUUUUACGCUGGAACAACUCCAAAAACGUUUGUUUGAACCAAAUCAGCUGCAUCCGCUGGAUGCUGAAGAGAAACUGAGUCUAGGUAUGGUAAUUUUGACAGAAGCCUUUCUCUUUACACCAGGUUCGUUGGAGAAAAUCCCUUUGUCUAGACUGGUACAUGCUUCAGAAUUCGCAAUCUACACAUCUCAACCGUGGGGCAAGCAUGCAUAUAGAGUUCUUGCUACAAGCAUCCAACGGAUAAAUGAGAAUACUUGGGCAAGAGGCACAUAUGAAGUAAAGGGAUUUGCAAUGGCGAUACUACUAUGGGCCUUCAGCGCAGUUCCAUCUUUGGGCUCAGCGUUUGCAACAGAAUGUGUUACAUCGAGAUCUGAGUAUCCUUUGUGUUUGAAAUGGGAAACAACUCAAACACCAAGAUUUUCUCAUGUUGUCGAUGUCGUCAAAAAAAUGAACUCAGUCAAGGUUAAUACAGUGAUUGGAAACCCGUACGAAUAUAGCUAUUUAGUUGCUAGUUCGCAUGAAGACGACAUAGACUUCGAAGAAAUUGUUCGUCUUGUUCAAAAUGGAUACAGACUCAAAGCAACUGAUUGGAGUGCUGGAUUUGUUGAUAUUUUUACUGUAUUACAAGAAAUAGGGGAACAAUCAAUGAAUAACAACUUGUCUGACAGCCAGAAACUCGACAAGAUCCUAAAUUUACUUCAAGACUUCAACAGGAGGAUUGCAGUAAUAGAGUAUGUUCUUAAAAGCCGUUUUGAAAAAGAUGAGACUGAGAGAUGCAAAAAAAAAGAGGUAACUAAAUGGGAUUUUUUUUUUUUUUUUUUUUUUUGUCAGUUACAUGUGUAUAUAGUAUAUAUUAAGAUAUCUGUAUCCUUUUUUCUGCAGUCUGAUAUACAAGAAGAAACAUGUGCCAGAACAGAAGAGGUAUGUGAAUAAUUUUAUUAAAUCCUUUUCAAUCAAAAUUCGGAUAGCUUUUUACAA
Molecule: messenger RNA, 1332 nt
Organism: Arabidopsis lyrata subsp. lyrata
Lineage: Eukaryota; Viridiplantae; Streptophyta; Magnoliopsida; Brassicales; Brassicaceae
Exons: 3
Coding region: 148-1287 (379 amino acids)
Source: RefSeq, a predicted model, not a curated record